GGUUUGGGGCAGUCAGAAUGGCUGCAAAGGAAGUCAAGAGAGGCGAGUGCUUUCUGUAAUAGUAUUGCCAUUUGUGCUGAUAUAGCUGCAGGGAUGAGUGUACCUCUGCUGGUUUGUCUUAGCGCUGUCGUGCUUCAGUGUGUGUCAGCUGGAGGUGUGUAUUGUGCUAAAACAGCGAGAGCCCGUGCAGCCGCCUUGGGAUUGGAUUAUCCUGGAGUCCAUGGGGCCCCUGGUCUCUAUGCACCAGCUUACGAAGAGAUGCAGCCUCGCACAAUGACUCAAACUUCCAAAAAUAAUGGACAUGAAGUGGCUGAAACUGGGCCUAACAUGGCCUCCUUUGUACAAUAUCAACCAGGAGUGAGAUCCCUCGAUGACAGUUUACAGAAAAAAGCUCCCCCCAGGAGUCUUGAAUCUACAUUUCUACUGAGCCAUGGCAUUUAUGAUCCAGAAUACCCCAAACUCCAAGGGCUUACCUUCCCCAGAGGACGGUCAGCUAUUAACCACAGGCCCAAUUUUGAGCAGGUCAAGCAUGUUGCCCCUGAAGCCCCAAGCCGGCCUGACCUUUUAAAUUUGAAUUCUCAAGGUCGCAGCGAGCCACCCUCAUUUGUCAACAAUGGGUAUGACCUUGUUGUUGAUGAGUCCGUCCCAAAUAGACGUGGCAUGUAUCUGAGUGGGCCACCCCUGCCUCGAAGCAAGGGUCGUGCCACUUACCAGAGGGGUGAUGGCCCUGGAGGAGAACUCCCUGUCCUUGGGUCAGCCGGAUUUCCCAACAAAAAGCCUGUCAGAGUGAAAACUAUCCAAAGUCCUGCUGUGGGUAAACAGAAGGGGAAGAGGUUUCCUGUCCGUUUUGUUCAACCUCUGCACAGAAGCAUUAAUUUCAAAAUGUUAAAUCAAGGUAUACCAAUUCUUAGACGCUCAUUAAAACCGAAAUCAAGUUAUUCAAUAAAAAGUAAUUGAGUUAAAGGGUCUGACACAGAGCAAGGCUGCCUUGUCAGAUAUGGUCUAUUUGAGGGGUUCUUUUAGUUAACGGGCAACCAGUUUGUGCACAGUGUUCAUCAUCUAUUUGUCUGUCUUUCUUUUACCUUUACCAAAAGAAGAAUUGUCCAACUGAUCCGUGUACGAGCUCCUGGAUGUCUCAACAAAGUUAUAUUAUACAAUAAACAUAAAACUAAAUUCCUUCUAA
Molecule: messenger RNA, 1183 nt
Organism: Labrus bergylta (ballan wrasse)
Lineage: Eukaryota; Metazoa; Chordata; Actinopteri; Labriformes; Labridae
Source: RefSeq, a predicted model, not a curated record